ACCAAUUAGACGAUAAGAUAAGGUACCUAGCGCUGUAAAAAUUUCAUUUUUCCCAAGAGUAGCGGCGCGCGACCCUUGGACGCCCGCCAAUCUUCAUCCAAACCUAACCUUCUCUCAUAUCAUCAUCCUCUUUUCUUCUCCUCCUCCUCCUCCAAUUCUUGCUUCUGGGUUUGUAGUUUCCAUCAAUCGCAGAACAGGAAUCUCAGCGCCAAUUCUUGUUCCUAAUACCCCAGCAUCAUGUUUCGAUCCAGCCUUAGGCGCUGUGCCACUCAGGCCAGAUCCGCCGCUACAGCUGCCCUCCUCACACAGACCCGAACUGCUUUGCCUGCUGUUCGCCGUCAGGUUUUGACAAGCCGCUCUUCUAUCGCUGCCAUCAGCCGAAUUGCUUCCAUCACACGCGCCUACAGCACCGAGGCUACAGCUGAGCAGAAUGAGUCCGAGUCUAUUCCUUCAGCUGAAGCUGAGCCUGAAGUUCGCUUCGCCGAUCUCCAGGGCAUUCACCCCAACCUUCUCAAGCCCAUCAUCGAAGACAUGAAAUACGAUACCAUGACACCUGUCCAGGCCAAGACUAUUCAGCCUGCCCUCAAGGGUACUGACAUCGUUGCUCAAGCCAAGACUGGUACCGGAAAGACUAUUGCAUUCCUUCUUCCUCUCCUGCAAAGAAUGAUUGAGGAGGACAGCACACUCGCCGACAGAUCCGCUAGACGUCAAGCCCGAUCCGAUGAUAUCCGUGGAAUUAUUCUCUCUCCCACACGAGAGCUGGCCGAGCAAAUCGCCGCUGAGGCUCGCCGAUUGGUUUCACACACUGGUCUCGUCGUUCAGUGUGCUGUUGGUGGCACUGACAAGCGCAGCAUGCUUCACCAGACUCGACGAAAUGGUUGCCAUCUUCUUGUUGCUACUCCUGGUCGUCUGAACGAUCUUCUCCAGGACACCAGCAGUGGCAUUGAUGCCCCCAACCUGGCUGCUCUGGUCUUGGAUGAGGCCGACCGAAUGCUCGAUGUCGGCUUCGAGAGAGAGCUCAACGAAAUCAUCAAGUGCCUUCCCAAACCCGAAGAGAAGGUUCGCCAGACCAUGCUCGUUUCCGCCACAAUCCCCGACAGUGUCAUCCGCCUGGCCCGCAACAUGGUCAGAGCCAACGACUUCGAGUUUGUCCAGACCAUCCCCGAGAAUGAGUCUCUUACCCACGACAAGGUUCCUCAGCAUAUCGUUCCCGUCUCCGGUUGGUCUCAGGUCUUCCCCACCCUUUUUGAGCUUCUGGAGCGUGAAGAUGCAACGAUCAGGAAAACCCCUGGUGCCAUGCCUUUAAAGGCUAUUGUCUACUUCAACACCACUGCUUUGGUUGAGCUGGCUGGCGAGCUGUUCUACCAGCAACGCCAGAAUGCCAAGAACGACGGCACCCCUUAUUUCUCUUCCUAUGUCAUGCAGUCAAAGCUGAAUCAACAACAACGCCAACGAGCUGCCGACAGAUUCCGCGAGGCUAGAUCCGGUGUUCUUCUUUCUUCCGAUGUCACAGCUAGAGGAAUGGAUUUCCCUAAUGUCACACACGUUAUCCAGAUCGAUACUCCCCGGGAACGUGAGUCUUACAUUCACCGACUUGGACGAACUGGCCGACAGAACAAGGAGGGCCAAGGCUGGUUGAUCAUCCCCAACUCUUCCGUCCGUAACGCUCGAAAGAUGCUUCAGGGUCUCCCCAUUCAGCAGAACAGCUCUCUCAGCAGUGCUGAGACUGACGUGGCAGGAGGUGAGACUACUCCUCACCACGAGAAGACCAAGGCGCUCUUUGGUACUCUUCCUCGUUCACUUCUCGCUACAGCCUAUAUGUCCAUGUUCGGCAUGGCUACUAACAAGCAUGAGAUGGCCGAAGAGGUCAACGAAUGGACACGUCUUGGCUGGGGAUGGGAAAAGCCCCCGUCUGUUUCCUCCAUGUGGGCUCAGAAGCUGGGAUUAGCCAAUACGCCAGGCAUGCAAAUUUCGGAUGGCCAGCGAUUUGGCGAUCGAUCUGGUGGACGGUUCGGUGAUCGAUCCGGUGGAUUUUCAAGCCGAGAAAGCGAUGAUCCCUUUGAUUCCAUGGCAAGCAAUGCUCGCCGGGAUGACUUUGGACGUGGUAGAUCUGGCGGUUUUGGCCGCGGAGGCUCAGGCGGUGGUCGCUCAGGAGGCUUUGGCGGUAGCCGCUCAGGAGGAUACGGUGGCAACCGUUCAGGAGGCUACGGUGGUGGCCGCGGUGACCGAAGCUCUGGUGGUGGCCGCUCAGGAGGCUAUGGCGGAGGACGCUCUUCAUUCUAAGUGAUGAAAGGCACUCCGUGAAAAUGGCGAAAAUGUAAUAACAAGACCAGAUACCUAUGACGGAUGGGAUGUGUAUGACUUGUACUUCAAUUGGGCAUUUUUGUAUUUUAUACUAGUGUAAGAUAUGGGAAAAGGGGUUUGGUUUAUAGACAUGUCUGCAGGCGUCACUGGGUAUUCUCCACGACAACUCUACUUAAGAAAUGACGAUAAUCUCAAUGACCAUCCUGCUAUGUGGUACUCGGGCUUAGUGAAUGUGGUUAUUUGACCAGCUAGCAGAUUUGCAUAUUGAUGAAUUCAACCCAUGG
This is a messenger RNA of Fusarium verticillioides 7600, 2588 nucleotides long. RefSeq lists its product as hypothetical. Gene Ontology annotation, cellular component: mitochondrion. Gene Ontology annotation, molecular function: ATP binding; nucleic acid binding. The record is from RefSeq and is a predicted model, not a curated record. NCBI's taxonomy places the organism in Eukaryota, Fungi, Ascomycota, Sordariomycetes, Hypocreales, Nectriaceae. The transcript is spliced from 2 exons. The coding region runs from base 238 to 2283 and encodes 681 amino acids.